AUGUUUACCGCUGUGUUCAGCUUUGAAAUCAGCUUGCGUAUUGUGGCGGAAGAGGCGAACUUCUUCCGGUGCUCCAACAGGUGCUUCGGCUGGAACAUGUUUGACACCUGCAUUGUAGCUUCCUCGUUGGUUGAGGAGGUCGCGCAGCUCUUCUCGUCCACCAGGCGAUCGAACAUAUCCUCCCUGCGUGUUGUGCGAGUCCUCCGUCUCGUCAGAGCGUUGCGAAUCAUCAGAAUGCUGCGGUUCUUUCGCGAGCUGCGGAUCAUGGUAUCUGGGAUAAUCAAUUGUGGCAAGUCUGUUUUGUGGGCGUCUCUGCUGAUCGUGAUCAUGACCUACACUUUCGCUGUGGUGUUCCUUCAGAUCACGGCCUCGUGGCUCGAGGAGGAGAACCUGGUCGCAGUGGACUGCGAGCAGACCGUCGGGGGAGCCUGCCACAUCCGGUCGACGUUCUCGUCUUUGCUCUGGGGCAUGUACACGCUCUUCAAGGCGAUGUCUGGUGGGUCCUCCUGGGGGGAGGUCUCCGAUCCGCUCUCGAAGAUCCACCCUGUCGUCACGCUGACCUUCUGCGUGUACAUCAUGCUAGCGGUGUUCGUUGUCUUGAACUGGCGGAUCACCGCUAUUUUCGUGGACGCAGCGGCUCGGGUGUCAGACGACGAGGCGACGAAGAUAAUGGAGAAUAUUCAAAGGAAGUCCGUCUGGAUCCGGAACGCGAAGGAGAGCUGUUCAAGGUCUUGGAUACCCGACAGGAGGGCUGGCUGGAGUGGAAGGACAUCAACAGGCUCGUGA
Messenger RNA from Prorocentrum cordatum, 786 nucleotides. Lineage: Eukaryota; Dinophyceae; Prorocentrales; Prorocentraceae. The record is from the annotation of a GenBank genome assembly.